Molecule: messenger RNA, 2332 nt
Organism: Leptopilina heterotoma
Lineage: Eukaryota; Metazoa; Arthropoda; Insecta; Hymenoptera; Figitidae
Product: melanization protease 1-like
Exons: 10
Coding region: 204-2276 (690 amino acids)
Biological process (GO): proteolysis
Molecular function (GO): serine-type endopeptidase activity
Source: RefSeq, a predicted model, not a curated record
UGUGGAUGGGGAAAAACAAAAAAUGCACCUGUGAGCACAAUACUUCAGAAAGUGAAAAUUCCUUUAGUGGCAAAUAGUCAAUGUUCUAGGACAUUCGCAUUUCUUACCUGAGGGGGUGAAGAACUCUUCAAUUCACGAGUUAUUUCUAUUUUAAUAAAUAUAUAGAUUUUAUUUUUUUUUAAAACAGAAUUUGAAAAAGUAAAAUGAAAUUAGAAUUAAUAAUUUUCAUCUUUUCGUUUGUUACAACUUUAGCUACUGAAUUUACUCCGCCACCUCCAAAUGUGACAAAACAUGAAAAUUUGAAAUUUCUCAAUCAUGAAUUGUGUGGACCAAUUAAUGAAUUUAAAGCCUUCGGCGGUACGGAAGUGGAAAUUUUCGAUUUUCCAUGGAUGGCUUUAUUGCAAUACGAGGUUGAAGAUGGAAAUAAAACGUAUUUGAGAUUUUUAUGUGGUGGAUCGAUAAUCAGCAGUCGAUAUAUUCUCACAGCUGCACACUGCGUCAAAUAUUCGCAUAAAAAUGUUUAUUUGAAAACAGUCAGAUUGGGUGAACAUAAUUUGAAUACAGAUCCUGAUUGUGAAAUAAGUUACUACACAGGGACAAUGUGUGUGGAAAAACAUCAAGAAUAUGAAAUUGAAAUAAUACUUCCACAUCCGGAAUAUUCAUCAGUUCAUUCGGGGAACGAUAUUGCUUUAUUGAAAUUAAAGCAGGAUAUUGAUUUUACAGCAAUUAAUAUUAAACCAAUUUGUUUGCCCAUCGGUCGUGCUUCGUAUUUACGUCAAGAAAUGGUGACGGUGAGUGGAUGGGGACUGACAGAAACAAUGUCAUUCAGUGAUAAUUUACUGAUGGUUCAUCUGCCGGCAAUUACGAACGAGGAGUGUAAUAAAGCCUACCGACGUUUGCCGAAAAAAGUGAAUAUAAAUUAUAAACAAAUGUGCGCUGGUGGUGUCAAGGGUCGUGACGCUUGCAGCAGAGACAGCGGUGGACCUCUACAAGCGCCUGCAAUUUACAACAAAAAUGUAAGAUUUGUACAAUAUGGCAUUGUUAGUUACGGUUACACGCGAUGCGGAACCGAAGGAAUACCUGGAGUUUACACGAAAGUUUCCUAUUACAUGGACUGGAUUCUAGACAAUAUUGAUAAUUCUCACAUUGUUGUUGGAGAAAUAAUCAUGUUUCCUGUAGAAGAAUCCUGUCAAACAUCAUCGGGAAAGACUGGAAUUUGCAUUAAUUUAAAUAAAUGUGAUGCCUUAUUGGACACUGUAAAAAGAGAUGGACUCACAUCACAAUCAACUUUACAACAAUUGCAUCGAUCAAUGUGUGGUUUUGAAGGAAAAAUUCCUAAAGUUUGCUGUGAAAGUCAGGAAACGAUAGCAGUAGAGCAGCCGAACAGAGUGGCGGAGGUACCAAUAAUGAUACCAGAUCCACCGAACGUGACGCAGCAUCCAAAUUUGAAAUUAUUGGAUUUAGAUUUAUGUGGACCAAUAACAGAACAAAAAAUUGUCCGCGGCAAUCGAACGGGAGUUUUGCAAUAUCCAUGGAUGGCAUUAGUUGCUUAUAAAAUUGGCGAUAACCCACCAGAAUUUCGUUGCGGUGGUACAGUUAUUAAUAAACGUUACAUUCUCACAGCAGCUCAUUGUUUAACUGAUCUUCCAAGCGGCUUCAAUGUAAUUGGAGCGAGGGUGGGAGAUCAUGACACGAGCAAGGAGAGAGAUUGCGAUGUCGAUAAAUAUGGAAUGGAAAUUGUUUGUGCCGAAAGAUAUCAGGAUUUUGGCAUGGAGAGCAGUCACAUUCAUCCGGAAUAUAAAAAGGCAAAAUUACAAAAUGAUGUUGCCUUGAUAAGACUCGAUAAUGAUAUUGACUUUCGACCCGCGAACGCAAAGCCAAUUUGUUUACCACUCAGUCCAGCGACAAAAAUUACACAAAAAAAGGUAACGGUUACUGGAUGGGGAAUCACGGAAAAUAGAACAACAAGUGAAGUAUUGCUUCAUGUGAAAUUAAGUGUCGUGCCAGUGGAGAAAUGUGCGGAAAAUUAUAAAAGUUUUGCACAAAUUAAUUAUAAGCAAAUGUGUGCAGGCGGAAAAGAUGGAAUGGAUUCGUGUCUUGGCGAUAGUGGAGGACCACUUCAAAGUGCCACAUUGUAUAAUGAAAAAGACGCUCGAUUUGUACAAUUUGGUAUUGUUAGUUUUGGUCUGAAAAUUUGUGGCGUCGAAGGGUAUCCCGGUGUUUAUACACGAGUCGAUUAUUACAUGGAUUGGAUUCUCACCACCAUGAGGGACUGAUUUUUAUCAAAAAUUUCCGCAUUUUUAUAUAUAUAAAUCUUCAUUCUACCAGAAAA